AUGCACUUCACCUCUUCCAUCUUGGCCCUCGCAGCCGCCUUUUGCGCCUUGAGCUCCACCACAUCUGCCUCUCCAGCCGCUUUUGAGGGUGUUGCUCAUCUUCCUCGUCGUGACCAGGCUCCAGUGUACAAGACUUGCCACAAGUCCGACUCGGUCGCUCUGACCUUUGACGAUGGACCUUGGAAGUGGGAGACUUCCAUCGUCGACCAGCUCGACAACGCAGGCGCCAAAGGUGAGCAACGUACAGAUGCACGCGAUGUGCAAGAAUCCAUAUUCACCUUUCACUUUUGACGUCGCUCUUGCAGGAUCCUUCUUCGUGAAUGGAAACAACUAUGGUAAGUGAACACUUCGCUCUUUGGAGAUGGGUGGAGCGUACGCUGAUUUAGAUGAUCUCCAAUGCUACACAGGCUGCAUCUACGACAACAUGCAAGUCAAGUCUCUUCGUCACGCCUUCAACCAGGGUCACCUCAUCGGCUCUCACGGCUGGGAGCACCAAGACUUUUCCCAGCUCUCUCGUGAUCAAAUCAACACUCUUUUGCACAAAAACGAGGUGGCCUUUAAGCGCAUUCUGGGCGUCAAGCCCCUCUACUUCCGUCCUCCUUACGGAAACCUCAACGAUCAAGUCUUGAGCGUUCUGGCCGAGCGCGGUUACCGCGGCGUCUUUCUUUGGGACAAGGACACCGAGGAUGCGGAUGGUGCGGGUGUUGCCCAUGGAAAAGGCGUCUACAACAGCAUCACGCGCAACGCGCCCAAGAGCAGACUUGUACUCAACCACGAGACGAUCAAGGCAACCUCUCACACCGUUGUGCCUUACGCACUUCAACACCUCAGCAACAAGGGCUUCCGUCUCGUCACUGCUACCGAGUGCAACGGGCUUGGCGACUCUCCUAACGACUGGUACGACUUUGUCGGUGGCAAGGAGUCCCGCAACGACAAGUGGCAAUGCUGA
This is a messenger RNA of Ceraceosorus bombacis, 949 nucleotides long. NCBI's taxonomy places the organism in Eukaryota, Fungi, Basidiomycota, Exobasidiomycetes, Ceraceosorales, Ceraceosoraceae. The record is from the annotation of a GenBank genome assembly.